AUGGGACAGCAGUUCACCAAUGCUGAAGGGGAGCAAGGAGAGAUUGAUGUUGCAGAGCUGCAGGAAUGGUAUAAGAAAUUUGUGGUGGAAUGUCCCAGUGGGACCCUCUUCAUGCACGAGUUCAAGCGGUUCUUCGGGGUCCAGGACAACCAGGAAGCAGCAGAGUAUGUGGAGAACAUGUUCAGGGCUUUUGACAAGAACGGGGAUAACACCAUUGAUUUUCUGGAAUACGUAGCUGCCUUGAAUCUCGUUUUACGGGGAAAACUGGAGCACAAGCUGAGGUGGACGUUCAAAGUGUAUGACAAGGAUGGGAACGGCUGCAUAGAUAAACCUGAGCUGCUGGAAAUCGUUGAGUCUAUCUACAGGCUGAAGAAGGUGUGCUGGUCGGACGUGGAGGACAGGACCCCGCUGCUGACACCGGAGGAGGUGGUGGACAGGAUAUUUCAGCUGGUGGAUGAGAACGGGGAUGGGCAGCUGUCUCUUGACGAGUUCAUUGAUGGAGCCAGGAAGGACAAGUGGGUGAUGAAGAUGUUGCAAAUGGAUGUGAACCCCGGGGGAUGGAUCACUGAGCAGAGGAGAAAGAGUGCUUUGUUCUGAGAGAUUGGGGUCUGACACAGCUGAAAUGGUGAUGCUGAGUCCCGAGUGUGACCCUUCCUCUAGCCUGGUAGCGACUUUCCUUUUUAAUUCGAUCUCAGCAUCCAGAUGAAAACCGGAGUGGUUUAAGGAGUCAUCUCUGAUGUAAAACCCACGUGCUGAGCCCUGC
Molecule: messenger RNA, 763 nt
Organism: Vidua macroura (Pin-tailed whydah)
Lineage: Eukaryota; Metazoa; Chordata; Aves; Passeriformes; Viduidae
Gene: GUCA1B
Product: guanylate cyclase activator 1B
Exons: 4
Coding region: 1-597 (198 amino acids)
Biological process (GO): visual perception
Cellular component (GO): cone photoreceptor outer segment; photoreceptor inner segment
Molecular function (GO): calcium ion binding; calcium sensitive guanylate cyclase activator activity
Source: RefSeq, a predicted model, not a curated record